CAUGUACCUAUAUGGGGUCCUGGGCCUUGGAAAGUGAGGACUUUAGCCACUAGGCUACCGCACCGAGGUCCUUUGUGUUCUUUAGCCUGAAAGCCAGAGACUGAAUCAACUUUUCUGUCAUAUGAGAUCAGUAUUAGGGGACCACUUGUUUUAAAUAAAGCAUUUUGCUUUAACUCGAGGCAACAGCUGUUUCCCUAACCAAUUGGCAGACAUUUUGUGACCCUGAGAAUGCCAUCUGAUACACUGGAGGUCUGUGUGCAGUGUGAAGAGAGCGACGCUGGGUCUCCACGCGCUGCCCAUGGAGGCUGCUGCUUGUCUUGUUAUCCUUCUCAAAACCUGCCUUGGCAACCAAACUCCCAGAUAAAGUGGCGGGGCACGGGAAACACCAAAUCGUCCUGGGGUCCUGCUAAUGAAAGUUCUUCAUUGCCACUGCAACUCAGGCUGUGCUCACAGUUGAUUUUCUGAGUGGAAUUCGGACUCUGAGUUUUGGCUUUGGAAUCUGCUGGAUUGGGUUCAGAUCAUUGAUUUCAGCAAGGGACUCUGUUGCCUGCGAAGUUUAACUUGUGCUUGUGAGCCUUUACUGGAUUGUAAAAUGGAGGGAAGGACUAGCUGAGGGCGUUGUCAUCAUUGUAUGGGAAGUCCUAACUUGUGUGCUUGUCACAUCUUAGCAUGGUGAAUUUAGGUUCCGCACUCAGUGCUUUUGCACAGUGGGUGUGAAUGUGUUGACGGAGUCCUCACUUGUGUGUGUAAGGGUGCUCUCUGCACGUAUAUAUACCCACAUGUGUUCCUGUGCAUGAAGAGGUAGGUUGGAGCCACCCGGAAGCCAGGUGCAGGUCUCUGACAAGGACCGGCAGUGUGCUUGCGUCUUACACAUCCUUCAAUAUCUUGUUAUUCUGUUUGGAUUUUUUACACUCUUUAAUGUAUUCAUUCUUACCAGAUUUAGACAAAAAGAAGCCUAGGGAGCUGAAGAUGGAUCAGGCUCUGCUGCUCAUCCAUAAUGAGCUUCCUGGGACCCACCUGGCUGUGUACUGGAAAUCCGAACGCUGCUACCAUUGCUUGUUUGAGCUUCUGGUCAAUGUUCCUCAGAGUGAAAAACCGGGGCCAGCCAGCAUUGCCGCUGUCCCUAUCAGCAGCCAGCAUGGGUCGGUCCUGCAGCUGAAUGAUUCCCGAGCAGAGAAGGAAGUCUGUAGGCUGGAAUACAGGUUUGGGGAAUUUGGAAACUAUUCUGUCUUGGUGAGGAGGAACCUUAACGGGAGCAGCGGAAUUGCAUGUGACGUGGUCAUCAAUGAGAACCCAGUGGACAGUAACCUUCCUGUGACUGUUGCAUUCCUUAUUGGUCUGUCCCUCAUCAUUGCAGUGUGCCUCCUAAGGCUGUUGUUAAGUCUUCCUUGUUUACUUGUAAGGCAGUAUUACAGAGUGACAAAGGGAGGUACAUAUGCAGAGACAUCAUCCACCCACUGGUUCACUCCCCAUAUGGCUGCCACAGACGGAGCUGAGCUGAUGCAGAGCCAGGAACCAGGAGCUUCUCUUGCGUCUCCCAUCUUGGAUGACUUUAAUGAUUGGAUUUCUAAAGCUAUGAGUUCUCGAGAGACUGAUCGCCUCAUCAAUUCUGAACUGGGAUCUCCAAGCAGGGUGGACCCCCUCAGUGGUGACCCCCAGCCGGAAGCAUGGCGCCUGUCUAUGUCAAAUUACCGCCUGCGCUGUGUGGACACAUUCCGGGGGAUAGCUCUCGUGCUCAUGAUCUUCGUUAACUAUGGAGGCGGGAAAUACUGGUAUUUCAAGCAUUCAAGUUGGAAUGGAUUGACAGUCGCGGACCUGGUGUUCCCUUGGUUUGUCUUCAUCAUGGGAACUUCAGUUUUCCUGUCAAUGACUUCUAUGCUGCAUCGGGGAUGCUCAAAAUUCAGAUUACUGGGCAAGAUUACAUGGAGGAGUUUCCUGUUGAUCAUGAUAGGAAUUGUCAUUGUGAACCCUAAUUAUUGCCUUGGUCCAUUGUCCUGGGACGAGUUGCGAAUUCCUGGCGUCCUGCAACGCUUGGGAGUGACUUACUUUGUGGUGGCCGUGCUGGAACUCCUCUUUGCUAAGCCUGUGCCUGAAGCCUGGGUCUUGGAAAGAAGCUGCAUUUGUCUUGGAGAUGUCACUUCCAGCUGGCCCCAGUGGCUCGUCAUUCUACUUCUGGAAAGCAUUUGGGUGGGCUUGUCCUUCUGGUUACCUGUUCCUGGGUGCCCCACUGGCUAUCUCGGCCCUGGUGGCAUUGGAGACUGGGGAAGGUAUCCGAAUUGUACUGGAGGAGCUGCAGGCUACAUCGACCACCUGCUCCUGGGGAGUGAGCACCUUUAUCAGCACCCUUCUUCUACCGUGCUGUAUCACACCAAGGUGGCCUAUGACCCAGAAGGUAUCCUAGGGACCAUCAAUUCCAUUGUGAUGGCAUUUUUAGGAGUUCAGGCAGGGAAGAUUCUGUUGUAUUACAAGGGUAAGACCAAAGAUAUCCUGAUUAGAUUCACUGCUUGGUGUUGUAUUCUAGGCCUUAUUUCUGUUGCUUUGACAAAAAGUUCCGAGAACGAAGGCCUUAUUCCAAUAAACAAAAACCUCUGGUCAAUUUCCUAUGUCACUACCCUGAGCUCUUUUGCCUUCUUCAUCCUGCUGGUCCUGUACCCAGUUGUGGACACAAGGGGACUGUGGACAGGAGCUCCUUUCUUCUAUCCAGGAAUGAAUUCUAUACUGGUGUAUGUGGGACACAAUGUGUUUGAGGACUACUUCCCCUUUCAGUGGAAGCUGGGGGAUAGCCAGUCGCAUAGAGAGCACCUAACACAGAACCUCACUGCCACCAUCCUUUGGGUGCUCAUCGCCUAUGUUUUGUACAGAAAGAAGAUUUUUUGGAAAAUCUGAUAGCCAUCGUGGAAAUUUGUCGCUGGAAACACAUCUUGUGAGCCUGUGGGAAGUAUUCAAACAGCUUUUGUGCAAGAAAUCUUUUAUUUAGAAAUCAGUGGAUGCGUUCUUUCCAGGUCAUCAGGGGAAACGAUGAUAAACAAGGUCACUGCGAUAUGGCUCACCAGAACUCUGCUGGACUGUCUUGAGACCUCCUAUUUGGAAUGUAAUUUGUCUCUUUUCCUUCAUCUUCUGGAUGUAUUUGUGACUUUCUUCUUGUAGAGCUCAUUGAGCUCUCCAAAAGGGAAUCUCUAUGGACAGUUUGCUUCUGUGAAGGAUACAAACAUCUAAGAUCGGACUCUUAAUGGAUUUUUGUCUUUGUACACCUUUCCGUUCGUAUACACAUACCAGCUGGACACAUUUGCAGCCUCGUGUGGCUGAGUACAAAGGAACUGAAUGGCCCAUACCAUCAUCUGGGUGAAUAUUUAUAUUAAAUACAAUUUUGUGUUU
Molecule: messenger RNA, 3375 nt
Organism: Ochotona curzoniae (black-lipped pika)
Lineage: Eukaryota; Metazoa; Chordata; Mammalia; Lagomorpha; Ochotonidae
Gene: HGSNAT
Product: heparan-alpha-glucosaminide N-acetyltransferase
Exons: 18
Coding region: 919-2886 (655 amino acids)
Biological process (GO): lysosomal transport
Cellular component (GO): lysosomal membrane
Source: RefSeq, a predicted model, not a curated record